Hypoxylon trugodes is the source of this 2013-nucleotide messenger RNA. RefSeq names its product HET-domain-containing protein. The record is from RefSeq and is a predicted model, not a curated record. The transcript has 2 exons. Lineage: Eukaryota; Fungi; Ascomycota; Sordariomycetes; Xylariales; Hypoxylaceae. Bases 91 to 1920 code for a protein of 609 amino acids.
AUAUGAAGAUGGGGGGCUUAGGCUUCCAUCGGUCGGUCUUCUGAUGUUGACAGCCACCUUCACUUUUUUUAACCCCCAAACACCAUCACCAUGCGCCUAAUAAAUGUUGAUACGCUCGAGUUACGUGAGUUUCAAGGUCAAAAUAUCCCAAAAUAUGCCAUUCUUUCGCACACCUGGGGGGAUGACGAGGUGAGCUUGCGAGAUUGGGAGGCUGGAAGGGCUCCCUCCAAGCAAGGCUACGACAAGAUUCGGUAUACUUGCGACCAAGCCCGCGAGGAUAAGUUGCAAUGGGCUUGGGUGGACACUUGUUGCAUCGAUAAAGCAAGCAGCGCCGAACUCAGCGAAGCUAUUAAUUCCAUGUAUCGUUGGUAUGAGAAUUCCGUCGCCUGUUAUGCUUAUCUAUCAGACGUGGAUUAUAAGGACGAGUUCCCGUAUGCGGCCUCAAACGAAAAUUCGGAUGAGCGACAAAUUUCUAGAUGGUUUACUAGGGCUUGGACAUUACAAGAGUUGAUUGCUCCAUCAAAUGUUAUAUUCUACAAUCGUAACUGGAGCGUUUCAUGGCGUCGAAAUGAUCUGGAAGUGGCGAGUAUCGUUUCCCGGGUCACACGAAUUCCGAAAAACGUAAUACAACAUGAGCGUUUCAACCACCCAUCGGCCUACAGUAUUGCGCAAAAGAUGUCUUGGGCGUCUCGUAGAUCAUGUACACGUCUUGAGGAUGUGGCUUACUCUCUUCUGGGACUGUUUAAUAUCAACAUGCCGCUACUAUAUGGCGAAGGCGAAAAUGCAUUUGUUCGGCUGCAGGAAGAACUCCUCAAGGAGACAGGUGAUCACUCGCUCUUCUGCUGGACCGUUCCAAGAUCUAGCUCUCGGGCGUGGACAUUAGAAAGUGUACUUGCGAGAUCUCCUGACGACUUCGAACAGUCAGGAAGUAUCCAAGAGACCCUUUCCGACGACGGCUCUCCGUCCGCAAUGACCAAUAGGGGACUUCAAAUACGCCUUGAUCUUGGCGAACGAUCUUACGAUACAAAAUCGCAUCUUUUCCGCGGCAACAAGGCCUGUUCUGUUUAUAACGCCAGGUUGCAUGCGGCGGAAUAUGAACCAGUUACGGGGCAUUACAAAAAGCAAAUAUCAAUCGUACUAAUUAGGACACAUCAUCAUCCACGAGCAGGUAAUAGGUACGCGAGAUUGGCUACACCUGAAUUACAGAGCGUUGAUUUAGAUACUGUUUAUACGAAGAAGAAUGAACUAAUAUAUAUUCAAAAAACGCUCUAUCCCUGGGAGCGGGAACGGUUCGGCCUCGGAGGUAUCCAUCUGCAAGACAUUCCUCUAACGCAACGUCUUUCCCACCGGCGGUCUAACGGCGGGGGUACGCGAAAUGGCACUCAUUACGGCGGAAUUCCUAUAAUCCAAACCAUAUUUUAUAACGGACUCGACAUAGAAUGUAACGAUGCUCAUAGAUUCAAUACCUCGUCCACCCUAGGACCGCAGAUUGAAUGGUCAGGCCUGUAUAGUUGCUUCGUUUUUGGGGACGCGUUCUUGCUGUCACACCAUUCUCCAUACUUCGUAGCGUUGGGCAUGCAACAACCCUCUGGAGAUGAGAUGCGCCGCAUGUUACUUGUAUGGAGCAAUAGAGCUGUUCACUUUAGCAUCCACCUAGGCGAGUUGGAGUUGCUUAAAUUAAAACCGAAGUCUCUGGAACGGACUCAAGCUCUCCUUGCAAUACUAGACCAGUCCGGCCCCUACACGCAUGAGGGGAAUUGCGAAGAGAUGUAUGGCGAGAUAGCUAGAGCGAGAACAAAUGUCCGUAUGGGACAUUACGUUGAAUAUGUAUUGGAACGGGAAGAUCCUAGGACUUGCCAAGGAGAAGCGGCAGGUAAUCGAUUUCACUUCUUGAUUCGAGCUGAAGUACACCCUAGCUAGACUAGAUACGCGAUCCUGAACUGCGCUUUGUAUGCAUCGCUAAUAUGGUUCAUAUCAUGCCCCGAGAUGAGCGUAUUCUUUAUUGAACGCCCU